Pecten maximus is the source of this 540-nucleotide messenger RNA. Its product is annotated as ATP-dependent DNA helicase RRM3-like. The transcript has a single exon. The record is from RefSeq and is a predicted model, not a curated record. NCBI's taxonomy places the organism in Eukaryota, Metazoa, Mollusca, Bivalvia, Pectinida, Pectinidae. The coding region runs from base 1 to 540 and encodes 179 amino acids. Gene Ontology annotation, molecular function: DNA helicase activity. Gene Ontology annotation, biological process: DNA repair; telomere maintenance.
AUGUUGUUGACAGUGCAUCGCCGAUUGUGUGAUUUGAUGGGAAGUGAUGAGCCUUUUGGGGGAGUAUCCGUCCUUGCUGUUGGGGAUCUUCUACAGCUACCUCAUGUAGCACAAAAACCAGUGUUUUCACCACCAUCAGAUCAGCUUGCUGCAAUAUAUGGAUCUCUUUGGUGUAAUCAUUUCAAAAUCAUUGAACUCACAGAAAGUCAGAGACAAAAAGAUGACACUCAGUUUGCCAACAUACUGAAUAGAGUUAGAACUGGAUCACAGACAUCAGACGACCUUGCUACUUUGUCAUCCAGAGAAAUUGACAAAACUUCCCCAUUAUAUCCAACAGACGCAACACAUAUCUUUGCAUACAACAGACAUGUUGAUGAACAUAAUGCUGCCAAGUUGGAAACUAUGGAUAAGCCAGUGUACAUCUUCAAAGCAGAAGAUUCCAAAAAGGAUGAUCAAACUGCCAGCAUUGACACCAGUACAUUAAAAGAUAUGGCAGGAGGAUUACCUACCAAAGUCUCCCUGGUGCAAGUGUCAUGUUGA